Messenger RNA from Hydractinia symbiolongicarpus, 4369 nucleotides. RefSeq lists its product as uncharacterized. Bases 835 to 4227 code for a protein of 1130 amino acids. The record is from RefSeq and is a predicted model, not a curated record. NCBI's taxonomy places the organism in Eukaryota, Metazoa, Cnidaria, Hydrozoa, Anthoathecata, Hydractiniidae. The transcript has 10 exons.
ACGACAUACAUCAAAUCAAAUCAAAUAUAUCUCAUGAUCAAACACUCUCAUACAGAAAUGUUAAACGGCUGGACUGGGUUAAAAUAUAAAAGAUUAAAAAGAAAUAUUAUGGGUGGCUGUCAUCAGUUCGGGAUAAGGUACAGAUAUGGAAACAGUUUCCGUUUUGAGAAACAGUUUUUGUUACUGUGGACAGUUUUUGUAUUCGGAAACUUUUUUUGUGAGAAAAUUGGAAACAGUUUCCGAAUACGGAAACCGAUUUCAGUGUUUCCGUUUUCCGCAACCGAUCCUGGGUUUCCGCAUUUUAGUUUUUCGACCAAAAGCUAAAAAUAUAAUAUAUGGAACCAGGGUGUAUACUUCAAGGGUUCUUUGACUAUUGAAGUCUUAGUAAAUUUACCCCCGUCUCAAAGGUAUUUUACCCCUAGCGAAAAGUUUUUUCAUUAUCCGACCCCGCACCAGCCAUGAAAAUCAGAUCCAAUCAAAAUGGCGGACGAGAAAGACCACGCUGGAAGUUCAGGUGAGUUUUGUUUUGUUUAUAAUUUCUUCUAAAUUCGGAAUUUUUGUUUUUCGUUAGCUAGUUGACUUAUGUUUUAAAAGAGUUUUUUCUGCUGCGGGGUUGAAAAGGCAUUUUGCAAAGACACCAGUACUGAAGGAGUUAUUGAUUAUAUUACUGAGAUGCUUUGAAAUAGUUGGUGCAAUUAUAAGUUGUCCAACAUGCUGCCAUAUUGUGAGAUGUAAUCAUAUUGUGAAGCUGUAAAUGUUUUUACUCAUUAACUACUUGGCAAUUAUCGCAAAGUUCGAUUGCGGUAUGACCUAGCAAGGAUCAGUAAAUGAACAAUGAGUAGUAGCAAGAUGAAUUAUGAACAACUAUGGAUGGCCUACCAAAUUUCAGUUCGUUUUCAACAACACAAACGGGAAGGAGAAUAUUUUUGCCAAUAUCUAUUGGAAGAAAACUUUGAUAGAGUAGCAAAAAUAUUUGAUAGAGAGUUUAGACGAGAAGAUGCGGUUUUAGACUGUAUUUCUGAAUGGCUGCUUCACACCAAUUACAGUGAUAAAACAGAAACAGCACUCCAAAAGGUCAAUGAAAGUUUAGAGAGAAAUGGAACACUAAAUCUUUUGAUGGACAUGAGUGAUUUGCAAAAGCAUCCUUUUCAUCAUAUCAAAGCUGAUUCAGUUCACUUGGAGAAAAUAAUUCGAAAAGAAAUGUAUGAAAAGAUAUCAGCAAAUGCAAUCACACAUGCGAGAGAAAUAGCACAUUUUCUACUCCCGUACAAUCAAAUAAGUACAAUUUAUGAAAAUUAUCCCAAUGACAUUCAACGUGUUUUACUGACUGUGUUAAAAACAUGGGAUGUCUCAACCGCAACUCCAAGCUGGAGUCAUCUGAAAUCUGUUUUGGAACUAUUUUCUCUGGAAAAAUUAAUACAUGAAAUUGAAGAUAAAAUACUGAGGGGCUGUACUGGCUCUUCUUCUGUCAACAUACCAAGCACUCGCACACACAAAGACUUUGAAGGAAAUAUCAUCUUGACGUUAACCUUGUCCAUACCUAACAUAAAAAUUCAAAGUCAUUCAGAAGAAGAAAUUAAAAACCUAAACGAAGGAUUGGAUUAUAUUACAGAAGAAUCGUCUGAGACAGGGAUGAGGAUAAAAGUUUUCAAAACAAAUGGCGUUCCUAUUGACAAGUUAAAAAUAUCAACACUGGAUGAUACGAAAUUACAUGUUUUGAUCGAAGAUACUCCUCAUCUUCACACCAAUGAAACUGAAAAAAUCCGAAUUGUGACGCAUGGGUAUGAUGAUAUUUUAAAAUUUAUCAAAAAAAUACAAAAUAUCGUGGAACCAACUGAUGAUGUUGAAUUUAUAUCAAAUGGAGGAGAGCAUAGAACAACUGUUACACGCGAGGAAUGGUAUAAGUUAUGUUGGGAGUAUAUUCGUACCUAUUUUUCUUUAAAAGAUGCAAAACACAUAAUAGAAGCUAUACAAUUUCCACCAUACAGAAAGGGAAACAAGAUAUCUGAGUUAGCUUACCUACUCAAAAACGCUUUAAUGGAGAAAGAAAAAGUUGGUGUAAUCACAAAUUAUAAUACUGAUGAUCAUCUAGAAUUUUUAAAGAAAGAUAGAAUGUCAAAACUUGGAAAUUAUCAAAAAAGAAUACUAGUUAUUUAUCCUAACCCUGUAAUUUUCUUCAACAUCAGAUAUACAGAGUCUAAAAGCUUAUACGAUUUGGAAGACGAAAUAGGGGCUGGUGAAAAUGAUAUCAAAUCUUUGCUUAUUCUGAACAAAACCCUACUGAAACUUCAUCAAAAACUUUUCUUUAACAUUAUUGCAGCACCGAAUCUUGUCCAUGGUGAAAACUCUUUAAUCUGUGGAAAAUGUCUGAUCAUAUACAAGAAUGACUUGAAAGAUGUGGAAAACUUGAAAGUUUGGUUCGACAAAAUUUUACUAAAACCUUGUCAAGACCUAAAAAAUAGUAAUGAUAGUAAUUCAACAUUUAUGAAAGUAUUAAGCAAUAUAUUUGGUUUUCUUGCGACGAGAAAAACGAUUAGAAGUCACGUACCAGCAAUAAAAGCUCAGCCAGUGGAAAAAAUUCAAUCGCUGAUGUUGAAUACUGAGCAGCUGCAAAUAUUGUACAGUAAUGAAAAGAAGAAAAUCAUAUUUGGUAAUUUUGGUUCUGGUAAAUCAUUAAUAGCACUUUAUCAGAUUAAAGAUCUUGUUGAAUUUGCUGACAAAGCAACUGUAAUAUUUUAUAUUUGCUGGGAAAUAAAUAGUAUGUUAGUCAAUGACGUAAAAACAUUUGUUCAAACCAUUACAUCAAAUGAUUUAGUAAAAAUCCAUGUAUUUAGCAUUAGUGAAAUGUGUGAACAUUUAAAUCUUACAAGUGUACCUUCGUUAGCACUUCUCAUUACUGAGUUACUUCGAAAGUAUGCAGAAACAGUGAUUCAUCUAAUUGUUGAUGAAUUUAAUGGUGAGCAGCUUAACCUUACUGCAGCGAAAGAUUUGAGAAAAACACUGACGAGAAAGGAAUUGACAGAUUCUUUUAUCACCAUAUUGCCCCAUUCUCUAAGUAAAAAACGAACUUUUGUCUACAACGGAAAAGAAGAGCCUCACGAAAACUAUCAAUUUAACAAAACAGAUAUAAAAAUUUUUAGGCUAACCAAAUGCAUGAGAACGACAGAAAAUAUUUUCAAACUGACCAAUGCUAUUGAAGAUAUAUUAUGUAAAGAGCGUACAAAAAUAUAUCAACCAAAGCGACCAAACCUAAUGAAAGCAAACACACCAGAAACUGACUCAAUUCAAAUAAAUCCAAGGAAAAAUGAAAAAACAACGACCCAAGAAUCAAAUGAACUAAGAAUACCUAAAAGCUCAUCUGGUGGAACUGAAACUCGCGUUAAAGAGUCUGAAAUGGCAUCAAAAAGACCUAGCACUGAUGGAGAUCAUAAAUCAUCGUUUGAAACACCAAUUGAUUUAGAUGUUGUUGCGGCCAGCCUAUCUCAACUUCCACUGGACAAGUCUAAGAAGACAGUAACUCAGUUUUAUUAUCCUGAAACCAGCUGUAUUGGUCACAACAUAACAGGCAGUGUUCCAAGAUAUGUGACAUUUUUAAAUCAAAAUCAGUCGCACAUAAAACUAGAACAUGACUUAAUUUCAAAAUUAGCCACCAUACUUGAAAAUUCAUUUGCUUCGGUCAAUACAAGACGGCUUGUUCUGUGCAACGAAUACUUACAUUAUUUUGUGAUGAAAAAUGUCCUUAUACUUCUUAACGUUGAUUUCAUCGAAUUCAUCGAAUAUUCUAAAUGGCAACCAAAAGAUAAAAAUGGAGUGCAUGUGGCUUAUCCUUUCCAGAGUCAAUGCACGUUGACAAACUACGCUGGUUGUCGUGGUAAAGAAGCUGAUCAAGUUGUGAUGUGUAUUGAUCCAGCUGCUCGUAAACUUAAGCAUUUAGCGCUUGAGUGUAUGACGAGAAGUCACUCAGAGUUAAUUAUUCUUGGAAUCGAUGCUGGUAAGGCCGCUACAUUUGGUGAGAGAUGGUUACCGUAUUGGCUUCAGAGAUUGUGGUCGGGAGAAGAAUGCUUUGCUCAGAUCUUCGAUGUUAUUAAGAAUAAAAAACUUCUUGAAUGUGAACAAUGGAGCAGUGUCUCCAUGGAUAAAGAUGCUACCAUAAUAUCUGAUAGUUGCCAGAUAAACAUCUGUUCCAAGCAAUACAUUAAAACUGCUUCAAACUACCGAUUCCAUUAAAAAUUUGAAGUGUUUGUACAAGAAUGAAAGGACAUGUUCGUUAGCUUGGAAAGCUGAAGGUUUCACUUACAUUGUACGUGCAAAAGAAACGAACAGUAACAGUGACUGGUAUGAAGUAUGUCGAACUCGUCAAUCACCAUGC